AUGUCUGACAGCAAACGUUUGUCUGGCAAAGGGUCUUACAACAUAAAUUGGGAUGAAUUUGAUGAAAAUGCAAACAUGUUUGUCUCGGGUUCGAAGUUUGGCGGAGGAAAACCCCCGCCAGAAAGUCUUCGCUCAUUGAAUGUUCCUUCGCCCGUCGGCAAAACGCCCAUCUCCCCCUCUCCAGCAGAGCCUCAUCCAACUGACCACCAGUCCCAAAACCACGUUGAAAUGACUCCAGAGCUGCCUAUAAAGGAAACUGUCUCUUCCAAAGGAUUGACAGAACAACCCGCUGCAGAAUUCCAUAAAGCCCCAGAUAAUGCUGCAGGAGAUGCCGUUCUCUCUGACCCGUACGUUUUCUCGAUUUUGUUUACAUCUGCCGUUAUUGCUAUGUUUUAUUUCAGUAUUUUUCAUUGAAAAAUCAUUUACGUCUGUAUCUGUUUUUCAGUUGUCUGAACUUCACAAUACGAUGGGAUGCAUAUAUAACGUAAUAUAUUGUCUCUGUCCGCGCCGUGGCUUCGUACUGCAUUAGAGAACCGAAUAUGCAGCACAUUUUGUUGCGAUGCGCCUCUACUGAGUUAAUUUCGGCUAACAUUAUCUGUCUCCCAUAACUGUGUCAUCUACGUCGGCCGAUUAAAGGAUUUUUUGACAAACCCUGGAGUUUCACGUUGACGGCCACUGGCAAUUGCAUUAAAGACCACAUUUUAGAACCCGUGGCUGUUCUUUAGACAUGUUAUUUGUCCUGGGAAAAAGUAGUGAAAAACGCUAUUUAUGCCGACUUAAUACCCUCUAGCAGUUGAAUUCUAUUCAGGGCAUGACCAUUAGUUGACUGUCAAUAAGUUUUCUUUACUAAUUGCAUCGUCCAGUAUCAUGUGCCUUUUGGUGGCCACGGAUAUCUUCUCCGAUCAAACUAAUCGCUAUUUUGCUAGCAUUAUUUGUUCCAUGUAAAAAAUACUGAUUUGCCAAGAGAGCGAACAUCUCCAUAGUAGCCUACAUUAAAUUUUCCUUGACCUACCAUAUUUUUUCCGAUCCUUCGAAACCUCACCUGACUUCAUUGUUACGGAUAAAUGUAGACCUGCAGGCCUUUUUAGACUCAAACAAAUCCCCCGGGAGUUACCUCCACCCGCGCCGUUGGUGUUUUCGCAGCGUCUGAUAAGCAGAUGGCAAGGAUAUGCCAACGCCUUAGGGCAUGGAGCGAGUUCCUUGGGACGCGCACUCAUAACACGCCACACCUCGGGAGUGUAGUGAAACGCCUGGACGCGGGCUCGCGUCUCGCCUCAAUCCCUGCAUCAGAUGACUGACCGGUCCAGAUAGUAACGGGGUUUCUGUGAGGGGGAAAAGAGAACGAGGUCAACUCUGGAGACUGCGUCCUCGCGGCACUCAAGGCAUAUUCCUUAUUAUAGCAAUCUGAAGCGCUUUUAAACUCUCACGCUGCGCUAAAAGUUGUGACUUGGAAAACUACCAAUAGACAGAAUAGCUCGGUCUUCCUCUGAGGACGGAGAGUUGGGCUCCUUCUGAAUGUGGCCUUUGUGCCACUGUCACUCAGUUGGGAUCCGAGCCGCCCUCCCUUGUUUCCAUGAAAACCUGCUCUGUCAUGCGCUAACCAGGCGUGUGUGGCACACAUAGACUGGCUGUCUAGCCUUUUCGGCCAUGGGCCCUAUCCCACUUCCAGUGUUCUUGACUCCGCGUUGACACCGGGUCCAGAUGGGUGAGGGAAGACGGUGUACUGGAUGUGUCGACAGUCACCAUCCCUCCGCCUGCCAUGGUGUUGGGAACACGAUGGACAUCGUGGUUCUCGACGGUUAAACUGUCGUGUGUGUGUGUGUGUGUGUGUAUGACACAAAGCAGGCACGCCGACUGAACCACUUCCACCUCAGUUGUCUUCGUCGCAUCCUGAGGCUGAACUGGCAGGAUCGAAUCCCCGACACUGAAGUACUGGAGCGCACGGGAAUCCUCAGCAUCUACACCAUACUGAGACAAAUGCAGCUGCGCUGGAGCAGCCACCUGGUGCGCAUGGACGACGAGCGACUACCCAAACGACUCCUCUACGGAGACGUCGCGACGGGUUCUCGCCGUCAAGGAGGCCAAAUUCGCCGUUACAAGGACACCCUGAAGUCAUCCCUGAAGCGUCUGCAAAUCAACCCGACCAACUGGGAUGAGCUCGCACUCGAUCGACCAACAUGGAGGGGGACAGUGAAGACAGGCGCUGCGAUCUACGAAGCCAACCGCAUCGCUGCCGCCAAAGCGAAACGCGAAGCCCGCAAAUCACAAUCUCGCCCAGUACGCGACGCCGCCGCACAACCGCCUCCAACGUGUCCUCGAUGUCAACGGACAUUCCGGGCACGAAUCGGACUUGUUGGACAUCUUCGGAUCAACUGCACCUCUCGGACUGCCUCAACCAUCGUCCCCCCGCUCGCCUCUUCCUCACCCUCUGCGCCACAAACUAACUCUGACACUUCUUCUGGAUCACCACUCCCAUCACCCUCCUCCUCCUCCUCCACUGCUCCCACGACGGCCGCUCAGGCGACUGUCCUGUGCGCAACAACCGACACCAUCACCACCACCUCGCUCGACUCCAGCGAUGAGGAUCAGAACUACAACUGCCCUCACUGCGACCGCACCUUCACCUCACGCAUCGGCCUGGUCGGUCACUUGCGAAUCCAUCGCACAGAGAUUGGCGAACCAGUGCCUGGAGCAUCAACCUACACUCACCGCACUCGCCUCCACUGCCCACACUGCCCUCGCACCUUCACGCAUCGCAUGGAUCUAUUCGGCCACAUGCGCAUCCACGACGACCUGCGGUAG
This is a messenger RNA of Spirometra erinaceieuropaei, 2802 nucleotides long. The record is from the annotation of a GenBank genome assembly. NCBI's taxonomy places the organism in Eukaryota, Metazoa, Platyhelminthes, Cestoda, Diphyllobothriidea, Diphyllobothriidae.